CUGCAGACCUUCACAACACACAGCUGCAGACCUUUACAACACACAGCUGCAGACCUUCACAACACAAAAAGUAAUGCUUGUGUCGCCCAAUCUUUCGCUGCUUUUGUCCUUGCGAAUAAUAGAGUCUUUGUGUUGUCACCUGGUAUUCUCUCGUGGAGUAU
This is a messenger RNA of Candidula unifasciata, 161 nucleotides long. Lineage: Eukaryota; Metazoa; Mollusca; Gastropoda; Stylommatophora; Geomitridae. The record is from the annotation of a GenBank genome assembly.